AUGUCAUUUUACGAUGGUAUCCAUCCCUUUUAUCCUCAUGGAAGGAGGUCCUGGGUUUUCAGCGUGGAUUUGAUUAUAAUCAUUAUUGUCUUUUUGGUUUUUGCUUUGGCUUUUACCCUCAUUAUCCCUGGAAUCAGAGGGAAGGUGAGAAUAUCAUGGGUAUGUCGAGUUCUAAUAAGCCUUUUUAUUGGAUCAGUAACCGUUGCUGUUAACUUCACUACCGACUGGGAAGAAGGUUCAGUGAGAACUACAACCACAUAUAAAUCCUUCAGUAAUGCUGUAGUAAAUGCAGAUAUUGGGCUGCACGUGGGGCUUAGUGGUAUAAACAUUACUUUAAAAGGAAAUCCUGUUCAUCAAAUUAAUGAAACAAUAAAUUAUAAUGAACAGUUUGUCUGGAGCUUUGGAUCAGACUACAAUCAAUACUACAAUGAAGGACUUAGAAAAGGUUUACCUAACCCCAUCAUGUAUAUUGCGGAGAAAUUUGCACAGUAUAGUCCAUGUGAUUUAUUUACCCAGUAUAGACUUUCUGGACAUUAUGCCUCAGUAUGUAUGUGGGUAGCGUUUUGCUCCUGGAUUAUCUGCAACAUCCUUUAUUCUAUGCCUGUUUUCAUAUAUGGAGCUUAUAUGACUCUGGUGACAGCUGCAUUUAUCAUCUUUUCAAUUAUUUCCUUUUCUACUGUGAGAAACGUGGCAUUUUGCAACAUACAGUUUGGAAAAGAUUCUCUGAAAACUGACUAUGGAGUGUCAUUUUGGUUAAGUCUUGCAACAGGUCUUCUGUGCUUUAUCAUUGGCAUCAUGUUAAUAAUACUAGACUUUUGCAUUCCUGAGAAACUGAAAGAAUUUUUUAACAUGACUGAAGAAGAUAAGCAGAAAUUGCCAAGCACAGUAUACACAAAUCCUAAUUGUUCAAGCAAUUUAUCUCAAAAUUUGAAUGUAUAA
Molecule: messenger RNA, 939 nt
Organism: Bombina bombina (fire-bellied toad)
Lineage: Eukaryota; Metazoa; Chordata; Amphibia; Anura; Bombinatoridae
Gene: DUOXA2
Product: dual oxidase maturation factor 2
Exons: 6
Coding region: 1-939 (312 amino acids)
Biological process (GO): protein transport
Cellular component (GO): endoplasmic reticulum membrane
Source: RefSeq, a predicted model, not a curated record